UUACUAAGUCAAAAUUUCUAGUUUGAAGACUCCAUUGGCCACCCGAUCAAACCCUAUCGUCCAAAGACAAGAAACAUAUCCAUCAUCUACAACAUUGGAAGAACACUGGAGCCUAGAAAUCCGUCCUCUCCAUAGAAAUUUGAGCAGUUGGACUAAAAAUCAUGUCUUGGUGCACCAUUGAGUCGGAUCCUGGUGUUUUCACUGAACUCAUACAGCAGAUGCAAGUUAAAGGUGUGCAGGUUGAGGAGUUGUAUUCACUGGAUGUUGAUUCUUUAAACAAUCUAAGACCUAUAUAUGGCCUAAUAUUUCUUUUCAAAUGGCGUCCUGGUGAAAAGGAUGACCGACUCGUGAUUAAAGAUCCAAACCCAAACUUGUUUUUUGCCAGCCAGGUUAUCAAUAAUGCGUGUGCAACGCAAGCAAUCCUGUCGAUUCUGAUGAACUGUCCAGAUGUCGACAUUGGCCCGGAGCUGUCGUCACUGAAAGAAUUCACCAAAAACUUUCCACCUGAGCUUAAAGGUUUGGCUAUCAAUAACAGCGAAGCAAUUCGCACAGCGCAUAAUAGCUUUGCAAGACCUGAGCCAUUUGUACCUGAAGAGCUGAAAUCUGCUGGGAAAGACGAUGAUGUCUAUCAUUUUAUCAGUUAUAUACCCGUUGAUGGUGUACUAUACGAGCUUGAUGGAUUGAAGGAGGGACCAAUCAGCCUCGGGCAGUGUCCGAGUGGGCAAGAUGAUAUGGGAUGGUUACAAAUGGUACAGCCCGUGAUUCAAGAACGCAUCGAGAGGUAUUCCCAAAAUGAAAUACGGUUCAACCUAAUGGCAAUUAUAAAGAACAGGAAAGAGAUGUAUACAGCUGAGCUCAAGGAUCUCCAGAGGAAGAGGGAAAGAAUCCUCCAGCAACUGGCGGCCUUCCAGUCGGAGAGACUGGUCGAUAGCAGUAACGCGGAAGCGCUGAACCAAAAUCUUUCAGAAAUCAAUGCCGGGAUCGAAGCUGCUACUGAGAAAAUCUUGAUCGAGGAAGAAAAAUUCAAAAAAUGGAGAACAGAUAAUAUCCGUCGGAAACACAAUUACAUUCCCUUUUUGUUCAACUUUCUGAAGAUCCUUGCUGAAAAAAAACAGUUGAGACCCCUCAUAGAAAAGGCCAAACAAAAAACAACCAAACCCUAGGUGAAUCUGUCCACUGUUUAGGUGAAAUGUUGUUUUGUGAAUUUAGAAAACGUUUGCAUAUUCAUCUUAAGUUCUGAUGUUGACUGCCCAUUGUUUAUCUUUAUUGAAUCACAUGGAUAUGUCUUGGAAUGCCUCUUUGGUUGAAGAUUCCAAAUAUGCAAUUUUUGUGGAUAUUGUUUGUUCUUUUGGGGUUGAAGUAUUUUGGUAUUUUAUCU
This is a messenger RNA of Olea europaea var. sylvestris, 1378 nucleotides long. RefSeq names its product ubiquitin carboxyl-terminal hydrolase 2-like. The record is from RefSeq and is a predicted model, not a curated record. Gene Ontology annotation, molecular function: cysteine-type deubiquitinase activity. Lineage: Eukaryota; Viridiplantae; Streptophyta; Magnoliopsida; Lamiales; Oleaceae. The transcript has 6 exons. Gene Ontology annotation, cellular component: cytoplasm. Gene Ontology annotation, biological process: ubiquitin-dependent protein catabolic process; protein deubiquitination. The coding region runs from base 162 to 1163 and encodes 333 amino acids.